UGUUGUCAAACCAAAGAAUAAAUUACCCAACCAAUAAAAUCAUGUAGUUUAAAUUAUCCCCCUCAGUCGUACCCAUUUUGGCUCAAAAUCUUUAGUAAUAGCUACAAUGGACUUUGAAUGCACGUUUCAAUAACUUCUAAUAAAAAAUUAAUAUGGAAGAGGAUGAAGAUCAGCCUGCUGAUGUCCGGAGUGCUACACCAGUGGAGGAAGAGAUCAAAAGAGCAGGAAAUGACGAGCCGUCGACCCAGCCAGCGGUGGCGUAUGAAUCAAAGCCUAGUUCAGGCCCGAAACUCCCCCGAAGGGCGCCAAGGAAACUAGACAAACCCGCAAAAAUCAAAGAAGAUCAUUGUGGGAAGAAAUUGAACAGGAAGAUGAGAGACGCAAAGGGCCCGGGGACAGUGAAAGUUCUCGUGAACGAAAAAGCAUGCAUUUUGCCGAAGAUCAACCCCAUCCCUCGACAUUGUUUAUCCAAGAAAGAAUGGCUAGACGUGUUGGCCACCCCAAGUCGAAGAUGUCCACCCCCUUGCAGGAAGAAAGAAGUCGAACGGAAAUGGCGAUCCGUUUCCCUCAGGAUAAAUGAAUUAGCGCUGCCCACGAGGCAGAGGAUGAUGACGACCCUUCAGGAUAAAGGGGACAUUCUUCCGGCUGAACUGGUGGACAGAUUGAUAACCAUCCUCGAAGGAGAAACAUGUUUAACACCCGAACAGGCCGAACAAUUAUUUCGCGAUAACCCACCGAUUGUCAAAAAACCCCGAAAAGUCCGAAAGAGACAAUGCAAAAGUUCAGCGCCAUCGCCCAAAAAAUCAGAAGUUUCCCGUAGCUCAUACAAUAAAGACGCAGUAACGUGUCAAUACCUAAUGGCAGAAGCUUUCGUGAAGAGCCUCCUGCAGUGGAAAUGCACCCUUCCCAAGGAGGAGUUCAAAGACAUUGCGGAUAUUGUAAUAAAAAGAUUAUCCACCAUUUUGGAAUACACCCCGGUCGACAGUGGAGAUCGCACCACCCAGCAGAUGAGGUUCCUCGCGGAUAUAAUCGCUGCCUGGAUCGCCGGGGUCCUAUUCGAGGUGGCAGAAGCUCACAAAGAAGAUCUCGAGAAGGAGUGCGAGGAGAGAAGAAAAAUAAAAGAGGAGGAAGAAACUGAAGACGAUACGGAAGAAUCGGAAGAAGAAGAAUUCAUUCCUCGAAUAAUUGAAGAGUCUCAUUCCCUGAAGACCGUUGAAGCUGCAGAAUUAGGAGAAGAGAGCGAAAAAGAAGAGGAAAAAUCUGAUGGAGAAGAGGGAGAAGAUGAAAACAAAAUACCAAAGGAUGGUUAUGAUGAUGACGAUGAGGGUGAUGAUGGUCCUGGUGGUGCUGGUGGAGUUUCCGGACGCACGGAACCUCCAGAAAAUGAUGCUGAACCGCCGGUAGAUGACGAAAAGCCUCCAGAAGAGGAAACUGACGUUUCACCGUCUGAAGAGUUACCCGAAGAGUCGGAACCCGCCCCCGAUGAGGCCCCACUAGAUACCCUUGAAUCCUCAUCAAAGAUAUCAGCGACAGAUUUAGAUCAGGAACCCCCGGAAGGUGAUGGACCAUCUGCUCCACUUGGUGAGGAACUACCAGCCGAUGAAAAUCCCCUAACCACCGAGGACCAAGAAGAUGGCGAUGAAGAUCAAUCAGUAGUUCCCACUGCAGUACCAUCGUCCCCUCCUCUCGGAACAUCAGAAGACAUUCCCGACAAAUCAGCGGCUUCGAUACCAGCGAUAGAAUCCGCUAUAGAGAAGGAAGUCGGUGGAGAAGAGUCGGAAACCGGAGCGUUACCGGAAACAUUAGAAGAAGCACCUGUUCUAACUCCAGAAAUCACUUCCGAAGACGCUGGAUAUACUCCGGCAGCUGCAGAAGUUCCGGAGGAAGCGCUUGCAACACCCGCGACACCUCAAGCCACACCGUCAGAACAAGUAACGGAUUCGAGACCAUCAGACGCAUUAGCUACACCUCAAUCUACACCUUCAGAACAAUUAAUGGAAGAGAAAUCAUCAAGCACCCUGGUACCGCAGUCCUCCACCGUCGAAGGCAUAGAAUCAGAAGUGAAAUCCUUGAUAGACCAGACUCCCGCGACUCCAAUAGAAGAACCAGGAGAAAAGCCUGGAGAAGUCGCUACAAAGGACGACGCUUCAGUGAAGAACUUAGGAUUGGAUAUAACCGCUGAAGACCUCUCGAAAGCCGGAAUUCCAUCAUCGUUACCGUCCCCAGGACCUCAAACGAAAGGUCAAGAAAAGAAGCUGAAAGACUCAGAAUUCAUUGAAGGAAAUAUACGCAAGAUGAUGCAGACCGAUGUACCCUUUCUGGACCUCAUCAGGAUCUUCGAUAGAAUUGAAAACGCGGUAGCCAAGGAGAAGGAAAAUGAUGGGGAAGAUUUACUGACGGACCGGAUUCAUCGAGCUGUCUAUGAAAAGUUGGAGCGAUUGGCCAAGGCUGAAAGUCCGGAGAAAUGGACCCCACAUCUCCAAGAUGUUCUUGAUGUUUUAUCCGGGAAAAUUGCUCAAUGGGUCAGGAACAUCCUGACUAAUUCUGAAAUUUUCUUCUUAAAUGAGAACCCUCCAAUGGUUGAAUCUGCGGAGUUGAGAAACUUCGGAAAGUGGAUUGGGGAGAUGUCGGAGAGAGCCAACAGUUGGACUGUUUGGAUGCAGAAUAUGAUUGAUGAGUGGACGAAAAUGCAGUCGAAUCAGGUGACGAAGAUUGACUGGCAGAACUGGACCAGGAAUUUUGCAGCUGGUGCCCUGAAGUGGAGACGAUAUUACCUGGAGUCAGUUCAUCACGCUCACCAUAAUCGAACGAUGCUUGCUGGUCGAGACGUGGUCAAGACUGGAGAGAUGAAGUAUCCGGAAUGGUCAAUUCAGGAAAGAGAAAUCGAAAAUAUUGAUUUGUUGCAGGAAUAGGCUCUAGGCAACGGGAGAUUAAAUCCGAUUUAUUGGUGGGCUGGAGAAAGUAAAGGAGAACAUAAAAUUCCAUGCGACGAUGAUUUUUAAGAAUAAGAUCGGUUUAUUAUCCGACUAACUACAUAAGCAAUAAAUUGUCAUGCCUCAUGAAUGGAUUUUAAAAACAAUCUCAGCACAAAAUUUUAUAAAUGAAACCUCUGUCAUUUAUUUCGUUGGAGAGUGAAAGUCAGAGAUGCAUUUCGCUGCAUUUCUUCUAGAAUCGAUUUCUGCUAAAUUUUCUUGGCGGAGUUCACAUUUUUUCCGCAUCAUUUUUCAAAAACUGCUAUUUUUUUAAACGGACUCUCCAAUAUACGUUAUACCACACGAAAAUUGGACAUCAAAGUAUCAUUUGUGCCCAGAAGCGAGAGAAAAUUCAGAAGUAGCGACGAUACAUCUGCUUUCUACCACCACGUACCUUUCUAUCGAGUGCUCUCGUUCGAGUAUCGCAUAACGGAGUAUCCAAGAGAAAGCGAGAGUGCUGGAUGUCCGGUAAACGACUUGGAGAUAUGAUCACGAAAUAAAUCCCAAUGAAACGGUACCUGUCGAAAAGCGAGAGGAUCCUGAGUGUUGACCUACUCCCUCGGGCUAAAUGCCAUCGAGGAAGGCCUCAUAGAUAUGCGUCAAGUACCAUAGUGGGAGAUCAUCGAACAGCCAACGGUACCAGCCUCAUGUACUCUGCCUUGAUCUUCCUCGGUGCCCAAGGCCAGUGGAAUGAAAACAUAUUGGGUAUAAUGGGAUCAAAGAAAGAGUUAUUAAGUCGUAUGUCAUUCAUACAGACGAAUUGGUUAAUUGCUAAUCUCCAGGGAUUUAUUUGUGAAGAGAAAGGGAGAGAGAGAGAGAGAGAGAGAGAUAUUAAUAAUGGAAAUACCUGGAAAAUUCACAUUUCCUGGUACUAAUUAGAAUGCAUUCAGAGCAGUGGCAAAGGUCGAUAAUUUCGACUGGUUGAUUGGAUAAUCAGAUUAAAUUGACUUCGAGUGAGAGGUUUUUGUGGAGCCAAGUGAGGAUUACUGAGAACUUAAUGAGACAAAUUUUACUGUCACUCUAGAUGUUCAUAAAAUACAGUUCAAAAUCCACUCGACUCGGUUUAUCACUUCGCGACUCAUUUAUAGAUCAAUAAUUAGUAGUUUGGAAUUUUAAAUGAGAAAAAUUGAGGAAUUCGUCGAUCAUAAGAGUGUCGGGAUGCGGAAGAAUUAUUUGUUACCCAAUACCUUUUUCUCGGUACCAAUUCUCAUAAAUGAAACUAAGAAAGAAAAGUCUGAAAUGGCUUCACUAAUUCCAGUGAAAGUUCCACCCAGAGGAAGUUUACGAUUUCCUCAAUGUACAAUUGGUCCAAAAUUUCGUCAACGUGAUUAUCAAUUUCUCGUGAAUAUCAUUUGCAUUGGAUGUCCUGGAUGAAUCAAACAGCCUAGAUUCUUCGAGUCAGCAGGGCGUAUAAGUGUGUCAAAGAAAGAGGCCUGAUUGUUGUUAUUAGCCAAUCGGUGAGAGAAAGAAGGAAAGCGCACGUCGAGACGAUACUUGUAGUAGGGGAAAAGUGAUCAGCCAACAUUCUCUGUUACCACUAGCCCUGACAUUGCGCGCGCGCAUUGAAAACCGUCGACGACGAUAAUCGACCGCGUGCGUUUUUCGAUUCGUCGGUGGUAGUGCAUCGAGCUGUUGUGUAUAAAAUUUCGUCCAGGAAAAUACUCUUCAUGUUUUGAUUAUUUUCAUUAGCCUCUAUCAACUGUGGAUAUGUGAUAACUCCGUAGACUUUUGUGAUUUAUUUUUCUAGUUGCCGUUAAUUAUUUUGAGUGCAAUUAUUUGAUUUUUGUGGUGAAAAACACGGGAAAGCUGAUGCUCCUGACAUCUGCUUUAACAUUCAUUGUAAUCAAAUGAGACACCGGAAGUCUCCCACAAUUUCUCCCUUCGAAGUGGACAUCGCGUAGCAUUUUCGUAUUUGGUAAUUGAUUUUGAUGUGCAUAAGCACGUCAGUGGGCCUCGCAGGUC
This is a messenger RNA of Diachasmimorpha longicaudata, 4934 nucleotides long. Its product is annotated as FK506-binding protein 5-like. The record is from RefSeq and is a predicted model, not a curated record. Bases 153 to 2912 code for a protein of 919 amino acids. NCBI's taxonomy places the organism in Eukaryota, Metazoa, Arthropoda, Insecta, Hymenoptera, Braconidae. The transcript is spliced from 4 exons.